UAACAUUCACCCGAAAUGUCGACACAAAACAGCUGAGAGUAACUCGUUGCAUUCUAAGAAAAACAAAAAUUUGCUUGUAAUUAAAAGAAAUGAACAAAUUUAAUAAUGGAAGGUUUGCUGAACCUAGCUUGCAUAAAACAGGAGCCGGUCCAGCAUGAGGACCAUGAAGCUGUCCUGGCAGAUAUGGCCUGUGGCGCGAUAGAAAUAGGACCCAUAAAAGUGGAGCUCCCAGAGACAGAAAGCCAUAAAAAUAACAUGAAAGUUCAGCGGAAAAAACAGGCGCCGGUUAAGAAUGCUCAAAUCGAAUUAAGGCGAGUCUAUCCCUGCGCCCAGUGUGCCAGGACCUUUGACAGUGCCUACGAACUGCGGAUACAUCGACAGAUUCACACUGGGAAGCUGCCCUACAAGUGCUCCUAUUGUCCUAUUAGCUUUGCCCACAAAUCCAUUUAUACGGCGCACAUCCGUGGACACAGCAGUGGGGGUCCUUAUGUGAAGCAGCCUCAACAUGCAUGUCAUCAUUGCGGCAAAACCUUUACGGAUAAACCCAAUUACGCGGCCCACAUGAACAUACAUUCCAGUUUGCGUCCUUAUCGUUGCACCUACUGCCCGAAGGGCUUCCUGCGUAGCUGUGCCCUGAAAAAACAUCUUCGCACGCACACGGGCGAACGUCCCUAUAAAUGCAACCAUUGCCCGAAAGCGUUUAUCCAGAGCGCUCAUCUAAAGUCGCACAUACGAACUCAUGCGGACGACAGAGCAUUCAUGUGUGGACAAUGAAAGAGUUGAGCCAACGUAAUCUUGCCGAGAAAUCCCUCAAAUGAAGGCACUGCCAGAAACUCUUUGCCCAGGGAUUUAUUGCCAUUGUACACGGUGCAUGUGCGCUCACACCUGGGAGAAAGUCCAAGACAGGUUAUGUUCAUUAAAUAAAUGAUUUAGCUUUAAAAUUUUAAAAAUAUUUCUGUUACUAGCUGAGCCAACCCCUCAAAUGCCAUUCGCAUGCUGAGCCACCCCUCAAAUGCCAUUCGCAUGAAACGGUAACACGUGACUUAUUAAUAUACGCUACUUAUCGGUAUAUCGAUAUAAAUCAUUGACACUACAAAAGCCCCACAUCGGCUGUUGGGCGAAUCAUUCGUGUUUUCCUCGUUGUUCGGUUGAGCACACAGCAAGAGCUGACCGUAAGAAUAAGCCACAAAUUAAAUUGUGCACGCGCAUUCAAAUAGAAAAAGAGAAUAAGUCUAGCAUUAUUUAAUCGCCUUCACGUGUAUUUUGCAAUAGUGAAAUAAUACAAGCAAGCAGCAGUCCAAUCGUGGCAUCAAGAGAAAUGCAUAAGCCAUUACAUAAGCAGCUUUUUAAAAUAAUAAUCGUUUAAUGAAAACGAAGCAGCCGCGUUCGUCACACUUCAGAUUGAAAUAUAUUUCGUCAGCCAAAAAACAAUUUCUGUGCUAAAGCUGCAGAGUAACUGUAAGAAAAUUGAAAAAAACCAAAAAAAAAAAAAA
Drosophila virilis is the source of this 1493-nucleotide messenger RNA. Its product is annotated as zinc finger protein 239. The record is from RefSeq and is a predicted model, not a curated record. NCBI's taxonomy places the organism in Eukaryota, Metazoa, Arthropoda, Insecta, Diptera, Drosophilidae. Gene Ontology annotation, biological process: regulation of gene expression. Gene Ontology annotation, cellular component: nucleus.